UAUGCAUGCGUUCAUUUUGGUAAUUUAAUUCUAAGUGCUAACUUAAAUGAGCUUGUACAUACAAUCACUUUCGGCAUAAAAUUUCAAAGCAUCCAACUUAUCAGAAAAUUAUCUCAUCGUCGAAAUUGAAAUAUUCGUGUUCAUUGUAAUUAAGCUACUGCACCGUGACUGACGGCAAAUUCAAUCAAUUAAAAUAAGUAUUUCAGUCGUUUGAUAUUGUGCUAUAGUACAUAGAAUGUUAUUACUCAAAGUGCGGUUUUGUUGACACAGUAAUAGUUCAUUUUGAAUACAUGAUUAGAUACUUGUAUGUGGGAGCUGUGCUAGGUUAGAAAUAACUCAUUCUGUACCGAGAUCAAUAGUGCGCUAAUACGCACUCUUUCAAAAGUAGUUCUGCUCAAUUCAUUUGUUCCAUUGAAACUGCUGCUUUAAGACUCCUACGAUGCAGACACAACAGAAGAUUCCAGGCAAAUCGUGACAUUUGAGCUUCUAUUAUAAAAAUCACAUCAUUUGCAUUAGUUACCAAUUAGCAGUAUAAUGACAUUCGUGGUAAACGUUCGUAAAAUAAUUAAAAACGUCACCGUCGAACCUACCGUGUUCUUUUACUUCCUUGCCAGCGCUUUACUCGAUGUAUCGGAUACAAAUUUAUAUUUACAAAAAGCAUGCAGAUCGAAUUGCACUUCAGAACCGGAUCUCGAUACUCCUUGCGACGAUGAAAAGCAAGGAAUCCAAUUUGUGUCCUCGGUGAACGGCACUUACCGAUGUUGGCAAUACCUAGUUAUGUUGAUGCUAGUCACUUUGUUGAUGUCGUGGAGCGACGAUGCAGGAAAGCAACGCAAAAUAUUAAUUAUUUGGCCAAUUAUCGGUAUAAUCGGGCAAUCGAUGAAUGGAUGUCUGCAGACGUAUUUUUGGUCGUGGUCGCCUAUGGUAGGAGCCAUAGUUGAUAUGAGUAUUCAAGCCAUGAGCGGAGGAUUCUGUCUGAUGUAUUUCGGAGCUCAGCUUUACCUCUGCGAUGUGACCAGCCCUCUUGAUCGUACUAUGAGGAUUGGUGUCUUGUUGUCUGUCACAAAUAUAUGCCAUCCUAUUGGAAAUGGAAUAGCUGGAUUUUUAAUCAGAGGCAUCGGAUUUUUUCAUUUGUUCUCGUUAUGUGUGCUGCUGUCAAUGGCCUCUUUGGUUUCGGCUGUGGUUUUCAUCGAAGAUAUUUCUGUACCUGUGUCUCAUGAGGUUUCUAUUUUGAGCGUAUUGAAAUGUACGCGAGUUGUGGACAGCUUUAAAGUCACUUUCAAGAGGAGCUUGGGCAGGAGAAGAAUUAUCGUUUUGAUGCUACUUUUGGUACACGUUGUUGUGCUGUAUUCUAAUGAAGGAGAGAAAACGAUAUUCUAUUUAUGGUUAAGAUAUAAAUUCAAAUGGGAUGAACGGAUGUUUAGUGUUUACCAGACUUAUAAGAUGAUCGGUAUAAUUAUAGGUACAAUGUUUUGUUCGAUUAUUCUGAGUAAAAUGUGUAAAAUUCAUGAUGGAAUUAUUGGUGCAUUCGCUGGAUUUUGGGAUAUGCUGGCUGCUUUGGGUUAUGUGUUUGCUAGUCAAUUGUGGCAUUUAUAUUUGAUUCCUUUGCUCGAUAUAUUUCAUGGAACUGCGAUUGCCAUUUGCUUUUCUUUUCUCACAAAAUUCUACAAAAAUGACGAAUUCGGCAGAUUGAAUGCUGUUUAUAUGACGUUUACGUUGUUCGUUCCAUUUUGCCUUCCUAUUUAUAAUUUCAUCUUUCAAAUGACUAUGGAUACGUUUCCUUCGGCCGUAUUUGUGAUCAGUGUGAUGAUAGAUAUCUUCGUUUGUUUACUUUAUGGCGGAGCGUAUGUGCUGACCAAAAAAUGUGAAACUGAAGAAUUCUGUAAAUCUGUUCAGCCGUUGAAUACGAGUAAAUUCAGUUAUGAAAAAGACGCGGAGGAAAAAAUUUAUUGAGACUUUAACGAUAUAGAAGAUUUAUUCGAGAUGAAACUGGAGCACUUGAUUCAAUUUUUUAGUCAGAAAAAUUAUUAAAGUGAUACGAUCUGAUUAUUGGGGUAUUAAAUUUUAAACUUUCAAAAUGACAGCCUCCUUAACCUCUCUUUUUGAAUCUGGCUUCACGAACACCCGCCAAAAGUUUGUUGAUCACCUGAUUGAUAAAUUCGCUGCUGAUGAAGUUUGAAAAAUUUUAGUGUUUUUCGUGUUAUUUUCAGUAUAUGAGUACUUAUACUUAGUUGAUAUUUGAGAAACCUGAAAAAUUGGCGGAAAAAAGAUUAGGUAAAAUCACUUCUCUGGAAGACUGAACUCUUUGAUGUUUAUGGUAGGUAGAUAGCAUAGAACCUCUCAUCGGUAUAGUAAACUCGAACUGGAUAAAAUUUGAAAUAAAGUUCACUAUUUGGUUA
This is a messenger RNA of Planococcus citri (citrus mealybug), 2399 nucleotides long. RefSeq names its product probable peptidoglycan muropeptide transporter SLC46. Lineage: Eukaryota; Metazoa; Arthropoda; Insecta; Hemiptera; Pseudococcidae. Bases 535 to 1953 code for a protein of 472 amino acids. The transcript has 7 exons. Gene Ontology annotation, biological process: transmembrane transport. The record is from RefSeq and is a predicted model, not a curated record. Gene Ontology annotation, molecular function: transmembrane transporter activity. Gene Ontology annotation, cellular component: membrane.